Messenger RNA from Lasiosphaeria miniovina, 738 nucleotides. RefSeq lists its product as uncharacterized. Bases 1 to 738 code for a protein of 245 amino acids. Gene Ontology annotation, cellular component: nucleus. Lineage: Eukaryota; Fungi; Ascomycota; Sordariomycetes; Sordariales; Lasiosphaeriaceae. The record is from RefSeq and is a predicted model, not a curated record. The transcript has 2 exons.
AUGGAGCUUCCUUCGUCGUUAGAGAGCUGCCGGAUCGCAGCGCUGCCGCCAUCGGCCUACUACAUUCCCAACUUCCUCAGCGAAGAAGAGGAGCGGGCAAUCUUGCAAAAGGUUGAGACGGCACCCAAGGCGCGAUGGCGUCAACUGACGCACCGACGCCUUCAAACUUGGCCUUCCGAUCUCGUCAAAGACACGCUCCUCGAUUCCCGACCGCUCCCCGAUUGGCUUGAGGAACCCGUCGUCUCCCGCCUCUUGUCCAUUUCCGUCGCGGAUGGCGAGGCGAACCUAUUUGCAUCUAGCCCUCAUAGCCGGCCCAACCAUGUCCUGAUCAACGAAUACCCCCCGAAUACGGGCAUCAUGCCGCAUAAGGAUGGCGCCGCAUAUCAUCCUGUGGUUUGUACAGUGAGUCUCGGUUCUAGCAUAUGCCUCAACCUCUAUAAGAGCAAGGAAGACGGCGCGAUCGAGCCUGAGCCUACGUGGAGAAUCUUGCAAGAGCCCCGAAGCCUUCUUAUCACGACGGCCGAGCUCUAUUCGGAAUACCUGCAUGGAAUAGAGCCUAUUUCGGAAGACGUAGACAUUACGGAGCAUUCGAUAGCGAACUGGACUCUUUUGCGUUCGCCUUCGUUGUACGAGGAUGGGCGCCACGAGCGGCAGACGCGCAUCAGCCUCACCUAUCGUGACGUUUUGAAGGUGUCCAAGCUUGGUGGCAAGCUAGGGCCCAUGUUUAAACGCCCGUGA